Molecule: messenger RNA, 1871 nt
Organism: Oncorhynchus keta (chum salmon)
Lineage: Eukaryota; Metazoa; Chordata; Actinopteri; Salmoniformes; Salmonidae
Exons: 4
Coding region: 139-1083 (314 amino acids)
Source: RefSeq, a predicted model, not a curated record
ACCAAAUGUCCCUCCUGGAUGCAAUGGAUGCUGACUGCAGAGACAUCUCAGCUGAAGACUGCCAGGGGUGGAUGAGCCAGGACAAGUGUUUCUAUCCAAGGUGCAGAGACAUCUCAGCUGAAGACCUGCCAGGGGUGGAUGAGGCAGGCCAAGCGUUACUAUCCAAGGUGCAGAGACAUCUCAGCUGAAGACAGCCAGGGGUGGAUAAGGCAUGACAAGCGUGUGUUUUGUGUUUUAUUUUUACACAUUUGGAUCCAAAGGCCAUGUAUGUUGGAUGUGUUGUUGAACCAAAGGCCAUGUAUGUUGGAUGUGUUGUUGAACCAAAGGCCAUGUGUGUUGGAUGUGUUGUUGAACCAAAGGCCAUGUAUGUUGGAUGUGUUGUUGAACCAAAGGCCAUGUAUGUUGGAGGUAUUGUUGAACCAAAGGCCAUGUGUGUUGGAUGUGUUGUUGAACCAAAGGCCAUGUAUGUUGGAUGUGUUGUUGAACCAAAGGCCAUGUAUGUUGGAUGUGUUGUUGAACCAAAGGCCAUGUAUGUUGGAUGUGUUGUUGAACCAAAGGCCAUGUAUGUUGGAUGUGUUGUUGAACCAAAGGCCAUGUAUGUUGGAUGUGUUGUUGAACCAAAGGCCAUGUAUGUUGGAUGUGUUGUUGAACCAAAGGCCAUGUAUGUUGGAUGUGUUGUUGAACCAAAGGCCAUGUAUGUUGGAUGUGUUGUUGAACCAAAGGCCAUGUAUGUUGGAUGUGUUGUUGAACCAAAGGCCAUGUAUGUUGGAUGUGUUGUUGAACCAAAGGCCAUGUAUGUUGGAUGUGUUGUUGAACCAAAGGCCAUGUAUGUUGGAUGUGUUGUUGAACCAAAGGCCAUGUAUGUUGGAGGUAUUGUUGAACCAAAGGCCAUGUAUGUUGGAUGUGUUGUUGAUCACUGGCAGUAAUUUCAUGUUGCUAAUAAAGCUUUUACUGCAGCAAUUAGGUCACUUAAUGUUUUUCUACUUUACAUUCUAUGAAGUAAAGAUAACUCAUUCACUUUUAGAUAGUAUGUUGCCAAAAAAGCACACAAUCGACACUCAACCUGUCACGCCUUGGUCUUAGUAUUUUGUGUUUUCGUUAUUUAUUUGGUCAGGCCAGGGUGUGACAUGGGUUUAUUUUGUGGUGUGUUUUUGUAUUGGGGUUUUAGUAGGUAUUGGGAUUGUGGCUGAGUAGGGUUGUCUAGGAAAGUCUAUGGUUGCCUGGGGCGGUUCUUAAUCAGAGGCAGGUGAUUUUCGUUGUCUGAUUGGGAACCAUAUUUAGGCAGCCAUAUUCUGUGAGUGUUUCGUGGGUGAUUGUUCCUGUCUCUGUGUAGUUUCACCAGAUAGGCUCGGUCACUUUGGUUUUUCUUUUUUACUUGUUUUGGAAGAAAAGAGAACGAGCGCCAUUCUCCUUGCGGAGAUGGUGCUAAAUACAUCAACACGGUCGGUCCCUGGGAUUGGGCUGGCCAACACGAUUCGGUUUGCUUGGAAGGAAAAGGAGUUGGAGCCUUUAGGACGGGAAUCUUUUGGAAGGAUAAUAUUGAUGGGGAUUCUAAAGCUGACGGUGAAGGACGUGUUUUGUUUCCAAGGCAACUCGUUGGAGGGAGCAUUUGACGUGGUACUAUAUACAGAGGAAAAACACAAUGAUAUCCUGAGAAGGGCAAGAGCAGUGGGAGGUGAGAGGCCGAUGUGCCACUAUGAAAUAACAAGCCUGGCGAAGAAUAACUUUAGGGUUGUAACUGUCAACAUUUACAACCCUUACGUUAAGGACGAAGAGGUGAGGGCUUUUCUGGGGAGAUACAUGGAUAACGUCUCCUCAGCAAGGCACCUCAAAGAUUCCCUUGGGUUUUGGAAUGGGAGGAGAGGCUUCCA